Molecule: messenger RNA, 5258 nt
Organism: Drosophila eugracilis
Lineage: Eukaryota; Metazoa; Arthropoda; Insecta; Diptera; Drosophilidae
Product: phospholipid-transporting ATPase ABCA3
Exons: 10
Coding region: 9-4865 (1618 amino acids)
Biological process (GO): transmembrane transport; lipid transport
Cellular component (GO): intracellular membrane-bounded organelle; membrane
Molecular function (GO): ATP hydrolysis activity; lipid carrier activity; ATP binding
Source: RefSeq, a predicted model, not a curated record
GUUAAAAUAUGUCCAGUAGUCCAUCGCUAGUGAAACCCCAGAGCAAUAUCUGUCUGCUGUGGUUGGUUAUUUGCAAGACGGCUCGGUUUCAGCUGGCCAAUAAGCUCACCAGCGUGAUUAUCAUUGUGGGUCCAUUGCUUGUUUUUCUCAUCUAUGCUGCUUCGGCACUUUUUCAUGAGCCGCAGGCUGAAUUCGCAAAAAAGUACGGCCCCGUCAAUAUUACAGCCGAAAUGCCGUACAUUUUCUACUCACCAAAGAAUCCGGUGGUGACGAGUAUCAUCGAAGAUUUGUUCACCGAUCUGAAGGUUAAAGGUACUACGGCUUUCAAAAACGCCCUUGAACUGGAUCGUGCACUCAAAAAUGUUGAUGAAUACGGCUAUGUGGGCAUACAGUUUGACGACAGCUAUAGCGACAUUAUCGUCCUUCCAGACAAUGUCUCUGUGGCGUUGCGAUUUCCAUUUCACUUGCGCAGCAAUCCCAAGCUGUUUUGGGAUAGUAGGAUGAUAUACAAGAACUUAAAGCUGGACACCGAUUUCUAUAAGGUCGAGGGUUUCCUAGCUGUGCAGGCCAAGCUGAGCGAAGCGUUAAUCAGAUCCAAAAAUGAUGGAGCGAUCUUACCAGGAGUAGUUUUGCAGCAAUAUCCCGAACCUAAGUACUUGGAAGACACGUUUACGGAUAACAGGGUAUCACUGAGCGGUGUGUUCUUCCUGCCCUUCACCAUAUCCGCUGCAUAUCUUGCCCAAAUGAUUGUGACGGAAAGACGGGAGCAUAUAAGGGACAUGCUUCAGCUCUUGGGCGCUAGGCCAUGGAUAUACUGGCUGUCCUGGUUUCUGGUAGGCUUCCUCCUCCUGUCAAUUCCAACUAUAUUUAUGGUUAUCCUGCUGAAAUGGCGUUACUAUCCGCUGAGCGAUUUUUUUCUGGUCUUGUUCUUUCUUCUGCUAUACAAAUUGGAGGUCUUGUGCUCGGCUUUUAUGAUAUCAACAUUUUUCUCGGAUACUAUCGGGGUGCAGGUGGCCAUUCUAAUAAUCCACCUGCUUGGCUGCCUACCGUAUAUACUUCUGCUUAUGACCUAUAAAUCCUCUUUAGUAAGGGCCGUGUUCGCCUGUUUAUUCAUAAAUAGCUCGUUGGCUAUGGGUCUGCGAGCGUUCAUGAUAAGCGAGAACCUCCAGAUGGGACAACAUUGGAGCAAUCUCUUUGAGGGGACCGAUUAUGAUGAUUUCAAAGCCUUGGGCCCCAUUCUGAUUCUCAUGUUGCUUGGCAUCCUAUGGCGCCUGCUUAUCCUUGCUUACGUGGAUCACCUAAAGAUUUAUCGGCACAAAAAGUGGUAUUUUCUGUUUCAACCCUCCUUUUGGUUCCCUCGAAAGGGACGGCAGCGAUCUGACUUUCCGGAUAUUGAGAGGCAGGAGAACGAGGUUAAGGGCAAUCCAUUGAUUAUCCAAGUCAGAAACCUAGACAAAGUCUACAACGAACGCUCUGCGAUCAGUGAUAUUAGUCUGAAUUUUUAUGAGAACGAAAUCACAGUGAUCCUCGGGCACAAUGAUUCGGGAAAAACCACGUUCUUUAAGCUCCUCGCCGGUUUCGUGAGACCCAGCUCGGGAGAGAUUAUUAUCAACGGAUAUGACCUGGCUACAAAGCAGAGGAAGGCGACUCAGGGGAUGUGCAUUUGCCCGCAGAGAAAUGCACUGUUUGAGAAGGUCAAGGCCAGAUGGCACUUGAAGUUCUAUUGCCGGAUGAAGGGAAUGAACCGAAAGGAGGCUUCUGCCGAGGCGGACAAGUAUCUGGAGAUCGCCCAAUUGCAGGAAUAUGCCGAUAUCAAAGUGAAAGACCUGCCCAACGGCCUAAAGCGAAUGCUUAUGCUGUGUUGCAACCUCUGUGGCAAUUCGAAGAUUCUCCUCUUGGACGAGCCUGGCACCAGUCUGGAUCCUCAACUGCGGAGUGAUAUGUGGGACCUACUGCGCCGGGAACGGAAUGGACGAUGCAUAAUCAUGUCCACCCACAACAUGUACGAGGCCGAGGUGGUGUCGGAUCAGAUUGUGGUCCUCUGUGAUGGCGAGGUGAUUGGAUACGGAACCACGGGCUUCCUCACUCAGGUGGCCGACACUGGCUCGACGUAUCUGCUGAUCUGCACCAAGCUUGAUGGCUGCUUAGUGAGUGAGGUGACGGACUUUCUGCAAAAUCGCCUUCCGGGCAUAAGAUUGCAGACCGAAUACGCUAUUUACGUAAUUUACGAACUGCCCACCAAAUAUGUAAAUCAGUUUCCGAACUUGUUUUUGGAUCUGGAGGCUUCUCUGAGAGAUCUGAUGAUCCAGGAGUUCAGUGUGUAUGCGCCCACGCUGGGCAGUGUGUUCCUGCGCAUAGGACAGGAGAUGAGAGAGAUCCGUAGGCGGAGUGAAUCAAAUACCUUGCUAGCACCCCCGUUGCCCAUGGCAUCUCUGCUUGAUUUACUGCCCUCCUUUGAAGUCCGCGAAGAUGAUGGUCGCGUAAAGUGCUGCAAUCAAUGGCGGGGAAUUAUGGAGAAGAAGCGCAUCUUCGCGUGGCGUUACCGAAAGUUCUACUGCUCCCUGCUCAUAAUGCCGAUCAUCAUUUCUAUGUUGGUAUUCUCCUUUGCGGCCAUUAUGUUUACCGUCCACCGUCAUCCGAAAGAAUUGGUGGUCACGGAUCUGAGCGUAUAUUCCUCGCCGGUGUUUGUAAUUGAAUCCACCGAUGAGGAAGAUAGGUAUUUCCAACGCUACAGACAGAAUGUCCUACGUCAAGGGGCGUCCGUUCUCAGUAUAAAAGGAACUCCUCUCGACGAUUAUCUCCUGAAGAAGAUGGAGUUGGAUCAGAGGAUGGUUCAUGAGACGUAUUUGGCCGGUGUCACUUUCAAAAGCGACGACAGUUUGAUCAUCGCCUGGUCGAAUAACAAUCUCGAGCGCGGAUCGCCGCUUUCUCUGGGCAUGGUGUAUGCGACCAUUGGACAGGAGUUGGCCCAAAUGGAUAUUCGGAUUGUGAAUCAUCCGUGGCAGGAUAAAAUCAACAUGGCACAACCAGUUCUCAACCAGAUCAGUGUCGUAGAGUUCGAUAUACUCGUGUUCCAUUACCUUAUCUUGGCGACCGCCACUUUUGCCGUAAUGCCGAUCUUCGAGCGCCAAACCAACGCGCAGUACCAGCAAUUUGCCAGCGGCAUGAGCCGGGUCACCUACUGGCUGUCACACCUGUCCUGGGACUAUUGCAUCUUCAUCUGCAUGGUUGUGUCGCUGAUCGUGGUUUCCGGAAUCAUUACGGAAUCGGUAAUGUCUAUAUCACUCCUACUGUUCGCUUUCGGGUUCUCGGUCAUUUCGUUCACCUACCUGGUGUGUCUGAUAUCAAAUGAUUUUGGCAAGAUAUUAAGCGUAAUUUUGUACAUAAAUAUGAUAGGCGCCCUGGCAUUGUUCAUCCAUCCCAAGGCCGAGGAAACCCGCUAUGCUAUAAUUGAGACAGUCCUCUUGAUUCAUCCGCAUUAUUCGUUUUUUUGUGGCAUGCAUGAUAUCUUAGCUAAUGAUAAACAACUGGAGUAUCUGACUAUGAGCGGAGCGGUAUACCUCAGCCUGGUCCUUUUGACGUGGGUUCCGCGUCGCAUAAACUAUGUCUUCAAAUCCAUAAAGAACGACAAAAUAGAGCCAAACCAUAUAAAUGAGGAUAUAGAAGUAAAAGAAAUCCGGCAGGGGCUGUCCUACUUGUCCUCCAAAGAUUAUUAUAGUUUCCCUCUCAUCAUGAAGAACGUGUCGAAACGCCACGGCAGUUUGUUGGCAGUACGAGCUUUAACAUUGGCCAUACACCCCUUUGAGUGCGUUGGUCUGUUGGGCAGAAAUGGAGCAGGAAAGUCGACCGCAUUCCAGAUGAUCGUGGGCAUGCAGUCGAUAACGGUAGGAAGCAUUUACAUCAAGGGCUAUUCCAUGAAGAUGCGUUCAAAGGACGCACUACAGCACGUGGGCUUCUGUAUGCGGGAAGAUAUGCUCUUGCUGCACAUGACUGGCAGGGAGACGCUACGCUUCAGCUGUUUAAUUAACGGUAUCCGGCGAAUUUACGUGAAAAAAUUGGUAAGGUCACUGGCCGAGUGCUUUGGACUCGUCCACCACAUGGAUAAGCGUAUCAGCACCUACAGCAAUGGCACCAAGCGAAAGCUAAUGAUUGCCAUUGCCACUCUGGCGCCAACACUAAUUUGCCUUGAUGAGCCUACUGCUGGCGUGGACAUGCAUUCAAAAUACGACAUUUGGAAGAUUCUGGAGGAUAUCCGGCAGGCCGGUCGUGCCAUUCUUAUAACCACGCACAGCUUGGAGGAGUGCGAGUCCCUAUGCACAAAUGUGGGUAUCAUGGAACAAGGUUCAUUGCUCUGCUAUGGAUCUUUGGCGCGGCUCAAGUAUCGCUUCAACAUGGGCAUUUUUGUCAAAGUAAAGAUGGGCACCGAAGCGGAAAUGAACGAUGCAAUGGAAGAUCGACAGCGGAUCACCAUGAUGGACAUAAGCGAUAGUGAAAUGGAGAGUAUUAGUGGUUCUAGUCGGAGGCCAUUUAGGCAUUAUGUGAGACAUAGGAAUACAGUGGAUUUAUUUAGAAAGUCGGAUGGAGAUGGCACAAAAUUUAAUUCAGAUAUUCGAAAAGAAUACGAUAUUUUGUUACAAGGACUUGAGGAUAUUUUCAUGAGGGAUCAUCCCUAUUGCACUGUCAGCAAUAAGUUCUCGUAUCGAGGAAUGAUUACCUUCUGCAUACCAAACGGAAUGGUCAAGUGGUCCGCAAUCUUUAACUACAUGGAAAACUUGAAACUUGAAAUGAACAUAUUGUACUACUCCGUCAGCUAUACAACUUUCCAUGAUGUGUUCAUGGAAUUUGUCAGGAAGCUUAAUCAAUAGUAAAACCCUUUAUGAAUCAUUCGGUGUAUCAACCUGGCGAGUGGCGGAACCCCUUAUCGAAUCAGUGGUAACUUUGAAUAGCUACAUAUCUGUGAAAGCUUCAGCAAACAAAAAUGCUAACAAAUCGCUUAAUUCAUCAGUUGGCGUUGUGAAAUUAGAGUAGAUAAAUCAAGCGAUUUCGCCGAGUCAUCAACCGGCAUUUUUGGCAAAUUUAUACUCUGAUGUGUUAAAUUUGAUGUAUGUAUGUAUGUAUUUUUUAACUUUACCUACAAACAAAUAUGUUAAAAGCUCUUUUCUGUGAAUACAUUACUAAAAAUAAACCAUAUUAUUAUAAAACUAAGAGUAAACAAAAGUCGGUUGAAGUCUUACGAUUAUUUGCGUUGCUUUGGUUUC